This is a messenger RNA of Nymphaea colorata (pocket water lily), 2438 nucleotides long. RefSeq lists its product as uncharacterized. The record is from RefSeq and is a predicted model, not a curated record. Gene Ontology annotation, molecular function: acetylglucosaminyltransferase activity. The coding region runs from base 264 to 1823 and encodes 519 amino acids. Lineage: Eukaryota; Viridiplantae; Streptophyta; Magnoliopsida; Nymphaeales; Nymphaeaceae. The transcript has 3 exons.
GAGAGAGAGAGAGAGAAGGACGACAGAACGGCUGGCGCUGUCGCGUGGGUCUCUGCGAAGAGAUCGCUCUGAAUUUCAAAAAAUAGAGGGAGCCAAGGCAAACGGCCGAACUGCCAGCCUCUCUCAUCUUUUUUCUUUCUUUCUCUGGAGCCCUAAGUCCGGCGAGGCGUCGGAAGUCGUGGGCGGUCCGGCUCUCCGAUGCCCUAAUCUCUGGGGCAUCUUCCUUCAUCCUGUCGGAGGGCUGGAGAUGAGCGCCGCGAAGGAUGUUGAAUCACGAGAAGGCUAGGGUUUUAGGGCGGUCCAAGAGCCGGAGGUGGCGGCAGGGCCGGACGGGCGUCACCAUAUCUGUUUCCCUUGUCCUUCUCCUUGCCACCGGCGCCUGGCUGUCCCUCGUAUUCUCCGGCGGUAGUCGUCGCCGCUGCUGGCACAAGCUCAAGGAAUGGGAGGGCAGCCCUCGCUCCUUCCCCUGGCAGCCCGAUGAGGUUGAUGCCUCCGCUGGGUCCUUCCGGAAGACGUCCGGUCCCGUUCGUGACGGAGGCAGCGGAGGCCGGGAUGACAGGGAGGACGAGCAGCUGUCGUUGAGACACAUCGAGUUCGGCAUCGCCGGCUCCGCGCAGCUCUGGAGCAACAGAAAAGAGUUCGUCAGGCUGUGGUGGAGGCCAGAGGAGAUGAUUGGUCACGUCUGGCUGGAGGAAGUGCUCUCGGAGGAGGAGGGUUUGCCGCCGAUUAGGGUUUCUGAGGACAUCUCCAGGUUCAGCUAUACUAAUCCGACGGGGCAUCCUUCGGGGCUGAGGAUUUCGCGGAUAGUUAAGGAGAGUUUCCGGCUCGGGUUGCCCGGGGUUCGGUGGUUCGUCCUUGGGGACGACGAUACGAUCUUCAACCCAGAUAAUUUGGUUCGGGUACUGGCCAAGUAUGAUCAUAACGAGAUGGUCUACAUCGGCGGGCCAUCGGAGAGCCAUUCAGCAAACACCUACUUCAGCCAUUCGAUGGCAUUCGGCGGUGGUGGGAUCGCUAUCAGUUAUCCGCUGGCGGAGUCAAUCUCCAAAAUGCAGGACGAGUGCUUGGAGAGGUACCCGAAGCUCUACGGGAGUGAUGACCGGCUUCACGCAUGCAUCUCUGAACUGGGAGUCCCACUCACGCGGGAAUAUGGAUUCCAUCAAUGGGAUAUAAGAGGGAGCGCUCACGGACUUUUAUCUGCACACCCCGUUGCACCAUUCAUUUCUAUUCAUCAUGUGGAAGCAGUGGAUCCGAUUUACCCUGGUUUGAAUUUACUCGAUAGCCUGAAGCUCUUCGCCAGAGCAAUGAAAGUUGACCCCCUGAGCUUCUUGCAGCGUUCGGUUUGUUAUGAUCGUCGACGCAGGUUGACGUUUGCCGUUUCUCUGGGUUAUGUUGUUCAAGUGUUUCCCAACAUUGUGCUUCCUCGUGAUCUUGAAAGGUCCGAGCAGACGUACAUGGCUUGGAACAGAUUGAGUAGUAGAAACGAGUUUGAUUUCGAUACAAGGGACUCCUACAGAUCGACCUGUAAGAAGCCAGUGUUGUUCUUCCUGAGAGAUGUCCGUAAAGCGGGGAAUUCUACAUUGGGUACAUAUACAAGAACAAAAGGGAAAGAUGAACUGAAAAGAAGGGUAUUGUGCUUCCCCAGAACCCUUCCUCUUCGUGAAGUGAAAGACAUUCAAGUGAUAGGGAAACCCCUCAGUGAGAACUGGCACUUGUACCCUCGGAGACUCUGUUGUCAAAUGACUGUUAAUAUCAACAAUACCCUCAGAUUGGCAGUUGGGCAAUGCGAAAGGGGGAAGCUUUCAUCUGUGGCUGAUAUCUUGUGAAUAUGGCUGAGUACCUAUUUUUGCUUUUUUCCUCGGAGAAUGAUUCUGGCAGCUUUAAGAGGUGGAUUUACUUUAUACGUGUGGUGCAAUUGACAUUGAAGGUUCUUUACAGCAUCAUAGAUUCUUGAAGCCCACCAUCUAUUAAAGCAAUCUUCCUAAAUCGUCCAUACCUUUUUGAAUUCAGAUUCCUGUAACUUCCUACUAAGGUGGUCCGUUGAUUUGGGUGGGCAUGGUUUUCAAAUGCUAAAGAUCAUUCAGAAUUAGAUCUUGCUUACAGGUUUAGAAUUGAAACCUGCAGCAGGAGAUAAACCUGCAACCAGCCAACCUUAUUCUUUGCCUUCUCUUUUUCCAUUAGAAGGUGCUUCUUCAUAAAAGCAGGUUCAAAUAGGGCAUGGACACUGAGGACUUUUAAACUCAGUUGUAUGAUUCUGCUCUUAAAGUUGAUGUAUCUUAAGGACUGGUGUUACAAAUGGUAUUCUUCUUAGUUUUUUUGUGAGAUGAAACAACAAAAUACCUGUACUCAUUACAGUGUGGAGUUCAAGUUUAGUGCUCUCUGGAUAGUGAAUAUUCUUCUUUGCACAUUGACAAUGCAUGAAAAGAAGCUGUGCAAUGCAA